Messenger RNA from Spodoptera littoralis (African cotton leafworm), 2031 nucleotides. NCBI's taxonomy places the organism in Eukaryota, Metazoa, Arthropoda, Insecta, Lepidoptera, Noctuidae. The record is from the annotation of a GenBank genome assembly.
AUGCCGGGCGGCCGCCGGGGGCUCGUGGCCCCGCAGAACACCUUCCUCGAGAACAUCAUCCGGCGCUCCUCCUCGCAGCCAGACAGCAGCUUUCUGUUGGCCAACGCACAGAUUGUGGACUAUCCGAUCGUGUACUGUAACGAGACUUUCUGCAAGAUGAGCGGCUACAACCGAGCGGAGGUCAUGCAGAAAUCAUGCAGGUGCACGUGGAUGUACGGCGAGCUGACGGAGAAGGAGGCGGUGGAGCGAGUGGACCGCGCCCUCGACCAUCACCUCGCUGACCAGUUUGAAAUCCUGCUGUACAAGAAGAACCGCACGCCGCUAUGGCUGCUGGUCCACGUGGCGCCCAUCCGCAACGAGCGCGAGCUGGUGGUGCUGUUCCUGCUCACGUUCCGGGACAUCACGGCACUCAAGCAGCCGAUCGACGCAGACGACCCCAAAGGAGGGCUGUCCAAGUUCGCGAAGCUGGCGCGCUCGGUGACGCGGUCGCGGUCCGUGCUGGUGUCGGCGCUGCCGGCGCUGAAGGAGCCGCAGCGCGCGAGCCACCUGGCGCAUGUGAUGUCGCUGUCGGGCGACGUUCUGCCGCAGUACCGGCAGGAGGCGCCCAAGACGCCGCCGCACAUCCUGCUCCACUACUGCGCAUUCAAGGCCAUCUGGGAUUGGAUCAUCCUCUGCCUCACCUUCUAUACGGCCAUCAUGGUGCCCUACAACGUGGCCUUCAAGAACAAGACGAGCGAAGACGUGUCGCUGCUGGUGAUCGACUCCAUCGUGGACGUCGUCUUCUUCAUCGACAUAGUGCUAAACUUCCACACCACCUUCGUGGGCCCCGGCGGCGAGGUGGUCAGCGACCCGAAGGUCAUCCGUAAGAAUUACUUCAAGUCGUGGUUCCUGAUCGACCUGCUGUCGUGUCUUCCGUACGACGUGUUCAACGCGUUCGACCACGACGAGGACGGUAUCGGCAGCCUGUUCAGCGCGCUGAAGGUGGUGCGCCUGCUCCGCCUGGGCCGCGUGGUGCGCAAGUUGGACCGGUACCUGGAGUACGGCGCCGCCAUGUUGAUCCUGUUGCUCUGCUUCUACAUGCUGGUGGCGCACUGGCUCGCCUGCGUCUGGUACAGCAUCGGCCGCUCCGAUGCCGACUCGGGCCUGCAGUACUCGUGGCUGUGGAAGCUCGCCAACGUGACUCAGAGCCCGUACUCGUACGUGUGGUCCAACGAAUCCGACGGGCCCGAACUCGUCAACGGCCCGUCGCGCAAGACCAUGUACGUGACCGCGCUCUACUUCACCAUGACCUGCAUGACCUCCGUGGGCUUCGGCAACGUCGCCGCCGAGACCGAUAACGAGAAGAUCUUCACCAUCUGCAUGAUGAUAGUGGCAGCCCUGCUGUACGCCACCAUAUUCGGCCACGUCACCACCAUCAUCCAGCAGAUGACCUCCGCCACGGCCAAGUACCACGACAUGCUGAACAACGUGCGCGAGUUCAUGAAGCUGCACGAGGUGCCCAAGGCGCUGAGCGAGCGCGUCAUGGACUACGUGGUGUCCACGUGGGCCAUGACCAAGGGACUGGACACCGACAAGGUGCUGAACUACUGCCCCAAGGACAUGAAGGCGGACAUCUGCGUGCACCUGAACCGCAAGGUGUUCAACGAGCACCCCGCGUUCCGCCUGGCGUCGGACGGCUGCCUGCGCGCGCUGGCCAUGCACUUCCAGAUGUCGCACUCGGCGCCCGGCGACCUGCUGUACCACACGGGCGAGUCCAUCGACUCGCUCUGCUUCAUCGUCACGGGCAGCCUCGAGGUCAUCCAGGACGAUGAGGUCGUCGCUAUUCUCGGUAUGUGUAGUCCCGUCUUCCGCUUUACCUAUCCCGAGUUACCUGGACUCGGCUUCGAUAUACAAGGUGUUUGGCGCAUGGACGGACACAAUUUUUUUAGGGAUUUGAGAGGACACUGGCUACCAUUUACCCAUAAACUGUUCGUCUCAAAUGUCACAGUUAGCAGACACGGGAUCCACACGAGUCGCAAUUAUUUUUUAUAA